Molecule: messenger RNA, 2236 nt
Organism: Phalacrocorax carbo (great cormorant)
Lineage: Eukaryota; Metazoa; Chordata; Aves; Suliformes; Phalacrocoracidae
Source: RefSeq, a predicted model, not a curated record
GGGGCCGCGGCCCCGGGACUGUACCGGGGCCCCGGUUCUGGGGGCUCCCCCCACCCACUGCACCCCCCCCGGGGCGGGGCUCCCGCGGCCCCGCCCCCCACGACGCCACUUCCUGCCGGGACGCGGAGGUCUCGGUGCCGCCGCCUGUACCGGGCCGUACCGAGCGGGUCAUGGUGGUGUUGCGGGGCGGCGCGGGCCCUGAGGAGCCCUACCCGAGGAUCGAGGACUGCCUGCCCCCGCUGGAGGACUCCCCAUCCAAGAGGUUCUCCCCCUCCAAGCGAAAGCAGUAUUAUAUCAACAAGGCCAUCCGCAACUCAGACCUCAUCCCCAGGGCCAAGGGGCGCAAGAGCCUGCAGAGGCUGGAGAACACUCGCUACCUUAUGACGCUUCUGGAGCGAGAUGAAUGUGGGAGCGAUGAGGGAGAGCUCACCCACUCCGCCACCCCGAGCAUCUUCACUGAGGCCUGUAACAAUGAGACCUAUGUGGAGAUCUGGAACGACUUCAUGAACCGGUCAGGAGAAGAGCAAGAGCGAGUGCUGCUCUACCUGGAGGAGGAGGCCAGGAAGAAGCACAAGAGGAAGCUGCCCGUCAAGAAUGAAGAUAAGUGGAAAGAGCACCCUGCCUACACACCCAAGGAGUGCUUCCAGCGCAUCAGCCGCCGCCUGCGCUCCACCCUGAAGCGGGGCAGGAUCCCCAUGGGGACACUGGAGGGCCUGGAGGAGGAGCUGCUGGCCUUCUUCUCUGUCACCCCUCACUCCGUCUACACAGCGCUGAUGGACAACAGCUUCGAGCGACUCCUGCUCCACGCGCUCUGCCAGUACAUGGACCUCGUCUCUGCCAGUUCGGACAUCGAAGGGAAACGUCAAAUGAAAGUGAGCAACAAACACCGUGUCUUCCUGCCCCCCGAGCUCCUGCUCUCAGACUAUCUGGGGCAGAUGAGCUGAUAGCCCGAGGGACGCCCUGCCCCUCGCUUGGUGCGCUGAAGGCUUCCUUCAUCUGCUCGUGGCCUCCCCCAGCCCCGCUGUCCCCUCAGGUCUGGCCCGCUGCCCACCUCUCCCCUUGCCCGAGCGGGGCGCAGUGGGGACCAGCUCCGUCCUCGCACCCUCCUCGAGGGGCUUGUCCCUCCCCCUCCUCCCAGAGCAGAUGCUUGAUGGUGCAGAGCCGGGGGCUCACGGCGGCGCCCGGCCGGCUCGGGGAGCAGCGCUGCGCUCCCCUCGCGGUGCCGGGACUGACGCCCGCGGGGCAGCAGGCACCGCAGCCCUGCCGGCUAUCGCCACGCUCCAGAUCGCAAGGUGUGGGUGAAGCAGGUGCCUAUCUGCCGUGCUUGCCCUGCUCCCCGGGAUGCAGUGCUGCUUCCUGGCCAGAGCUGCUCUCCCUGGAACUGUUUGUGUGUCUAUUUAUAGCCCAGAUGCUUUUAAAAAUAAUCAGGCUGGGCCAAACCCACCUCUGGCACUGAUGCUCGUGGGGUGAUUUCGGUCCAGAUUUUUCUGUGGUGAAACAGCUCCUCGCGGCUGCUGAGCCAACGCUGAGCCAGCGGAAGAGCCUCGGGGCCGUUGCGUUCCCGGGAGGGCGGCACUUUGUCCGGCGCCCGCCGCUCUGUGCCCGGGAUGGGGCGUUUUGCGGGGGGCUCCAGCCCUUCCAGCCCCCUGGGGCAGGGUGCAGCGUGGGGAGCUCCCGGGCACGCCGGCCUUUCGGCUGUUCCCUUGCUCGCGCGCCAGCCAGCGGCACGUGGACCUGCCUGCGGCACGGGGCGCCGGGCUGUUUUUAAAUGUAAUAUAGCCUCUGUUUUUUAAUGUGUGUGUACGUGUGUGUGUGUGUGCUGGAGGAGCGUGGCCUGGCUGCUGGGGCCCCUGUGCUCUUGCUGCUUGCCCACGGCCGCCGUGGGGGUGGAUGAUGCAGUUUGGGGGUCCCCCCCCAUGUCACCGGUGUGUGUCGGGGGUUUGUCGCAGCUGAGGAGCGCUGUGGGGCGGGGGACCAUGCCCUGCCCUGGAUGCUGCGGGGCUCUGUGGGGUGGCCGCUGGCUGUGUUGGACCCCCAGCCCAGGACCGCUGCGGCAGCACCCCCUGCCCCUGAUCACCUGCUGGGGGGUCUUGGUGGGUUGCUCAGGGCUCUGUGAAAUCACCAACCGCUGUUAAUGGAGGGGACCCCUGGCGCUGCCCGUGCCCCCCGGCACACCCUCGCGUUUGUUUGCGUGACUCGGGCGGGGUUCAGGAACAAUAAAGCACGGUGCUCCCAG